Messenger RNA from Mesitornis unicolor (brown roatelo), 1421 nucleotides. Its product is annotated as baculoviral IAP repeat-containing protein 6-like. The record is from RefSeq and is a predicted model, not a curated record. Lineage: Eukaryota; Metazoa; Chordata; Aves; Mesitornithiformes; Mesitornithidae. Gene Ontology annotation, cellular component: nucleus. Gene Ontology annotation, biological process: protein modification process; negative regulation of apoptotic process; protein transport. The annotation marks the transcript as partial. The transcript has 5 exons. Gene Ontology annotation, molecular function: ubiquitin conjugating enzyme activity; cysteine-type endopeptidase inhibitor activity.
GUUCUCAUUACUGGUCCUGCAGACACCCCUUACGCAAAUGGUUGCUUUGAAUUCGAUGUGUAUUUUCCACAAGACUAUCCCAAUUCCCCUCCGCUUGUGAAUCUGGAAACAACUGGAGGCCACAGCGUGAGAUUUAAUCCCAAUCUCUACAAUGACGGCAAGGUGUGUUUAAGCAUACUUAACACAUGGCAUGGGAGGCCAGAAGAGAAAUGGAACCCCCAAACAUCAAGUUUUUUGCAGGUGUUAGUGUCUGUCCAAUCCCUAAUUCUGGUAGCAGAACCCUAUUUUAAUGAACCAGGUUACGAACGAUCAAGAGGUACCCCAAGCGGUACCCAGAGCUCUAGAGAAUACGAUGGGAAUAUACGACAGGCAACAGUCAAGUGGGCAAUGCUUGAACAAAUCAGAAACCCAUCGCCGUGUUUUAAGGAGGUCAUCCACAAACACUUUUACUUGAAAAGAGUGGAGAUCAUGGCUCAGUGUGAGGAGUGGAUAGCAGACAUACAGCAGUACAGCAGUGACAAACGGGUAGGCAGGACUAUGUCCCAUCAUGCAGCAGCUCUAAAGCGUCACACAGCUCAGCUGCGGGAAGAGCUUCUAAAACUGCCCUGUCCUGAAGGAUUGGAUCCGGACGCCGAGGACCCCACCGAAAAAUGCGGUGCCACAACAAGCGCAGAAGAGACUGUGUUGCACGAGCAGGUUAAACCCAGCAGCAGUAAAGAUAUCCCCACUGAUUUCAAGUUAUGAGUUGCAUUGACGUGGACUUUCUAGACAAAACGGCUUUGAAGCACAAGCCAAAUAUGUCAAUAUUUGUAUGUAAGAAGCUAAUUGUGUAAUAGGUAAUGAAAUUGAAACUAUACUAUGCCCUUAAGGAUAUACAGUUUAAUUCAAGAUGAUCUUUUAUUUACCUGUACAAGAGUGUAAACUUUUUUGUGCUUUUAUUUUUCAAUUGUGAGAACCACUGAUUGGUAUGUUUAAAAAGUUAUGUAUACAAGAAAUGGAUAAAUCACUGAUAUAUAAGGGAAACUACCUUAGGAAAGAAUGUUUACUGAAUGUUUAUUAUUUUUUUUUACUUGUAGAGUGAGGGCGGUUGUAACAAAGAAUAUAUAUUGGUCAUUCUUACAGCUACUAUUUAAAGUCAGAAAAUUUUCACUGAAUUUGAUAGAUUUUUUUUGUUUGGCCAUAUAUUCAUGCUCAUAUUUGAUUCUAAAGAAAACCUCCUGUAUACUUCAAUAAACGUUAAAUGGACAUGAUCCCUCUUUUAUGAUUUACUGGUACAUUUUUUUUAAAGAAACUGCCAUGAAAUACAUUCUAGCUGAAGGCUUGCACUUGUAUGACUGAAUUCAUUACAGUCAACAUAUUUCAUUUGAUGCUUACUAAUUCUAAAAUGCAGAUUAAAUAAAUGCACAUGGUUUUACCUCGUG